Messenger RNA from Ceutorhynchus assimilis (cabbage seed weevil), 267 nucleotides. The record is from the annotation of a GenBank genome assembly. Lineage: Eukaryota; Metazoa; Arthropoda; Insecta; Coleoptera; Curculionidae.
AUGCCUCCUCACGGUGGACCUGGACAAUAUGGUGGGCCACCACCACCUGGGAGUGAUCAUUUUGGACCACCACCUGGGAAUAACUACGGACCACCACCUGGGCCUUACUAUGGACCACCGCCACCUGGGCCUAACUAUGGACCACCACCACCUGGAAGUAAUCACUAUGGACCACCACCUCCGCCACCAGAUGAUGACGGAAAUUGUUGCUGUCUUUGCGGCUUAUUACUUGCAUGUCUAGGUUGUUGUAGUUUGUGUAGGAAUUAG